Molecule: messenger RNA, 2076 nt
Organism: Penicillium riverlandense
Lineage: Eukaryota; Fungi; Ascomycota; Eurotiomycetes; Eurotiales; Aspergillaceae
Product: Peptidase S33 tripeptidyl aminopeptidase-like C-terminal
Exons: 4
Coding region: 1-2076 (691 amino acids)
Source: RefSeq, a predicted model, not a curated record
AUGGACGACGCUAAGAGCGCUGAGCGACGAGGUAGAGGAAGCCCUGCUGUCCGUCCUCAAACAGGGCCUUCUCGUCGCCGAUAUGGUGUCCGAUGGGCUCUGCCUUUGUUGGCGGCGACUAUGACCUUUAUGCUCUGGCCAGUCCCGUUGCCUUCGCCAAUAGUUGCACCGGUUUCAACCCUUCCGUUCAGCUGGGAUCAGCUCGUUCCCUCCUCGUCGCUGGACUAUUAUAAAUGCGGCGAUGGCUUUCAAUGCGCCCGGCUUGAGGUGCCAAUGGACUACAACCGUACAGACGGGAAGGGUCGCAAGUUCGCACUGGCGGUUGUGCGACUACCAGCAAGGGUCCCAGUAACAGAUCCCAGAUACGGCGGGGCUAUUUUGAUCAAUCCAGGCGGUCCCGGUGGUCCCGGCACCCUUCAAGCAUUUUUGUCAGGUCGCGAUCUCCAGAAGAUUGCGGAUGCAGAGAAUGACCCGACCGUGUUUCCGCCGCCCAGUGGCACAGCAGACAAGUACUUUGACAUAAUUGGGUUCGACCCACGUGGAGUGGGUGCGACUACACCCGCAGUAGUUUGCUUCCCUGAUGCCGUCUCUCAGCGGAAUUGGGAGCUGCAGCUCGAGGCAGUGGGCAUGUUGGGGAGCUCCGCCGAUGCUCUUCUCCGAAAUUGGCAACGAACUAUGGCACUGAACACGGGAUGCUCUACCACCGAUCUGUUCGGCGAGGACGGCGAGGAGAUGAUGAUGGCUCACCUCAACACACCCUUGGUCGCCCAGGACAUGGCGACGAUCAUCGAGCGCCAUGGCGAGUGGCGCGGACUACAGGGCCAAAAAGCGCAACAGAUCCAUGACCAAUGCCAUGGAUACGAUGAAACGCGCGAAAUUGAAAACCGCACUCAGUGGCACCAGGGUCGGGAACAGCUGCUGUACUGGGGGCGGUCGUACGGCACGGUGCUGGGCACGACAUUUGCUGCCCUCUUCCCUGAGCGGGUCUCUCGGGCCGUUCUCGAUGGAGUUGUGAAUAUGGACACCUACUACGAGGACCGAGGGCCAAAUGUCGUGGUCGAUGCCGAUGCCGUCUUCGACCGCUUCGCCGAGUACUGCAAUACCGUCGGCUCGGAGCGGUGUCCGAUGUAUGUCCCUGGCGGACCUGAGGCCAUCAAGCAAAAGUACCAGUCGCUCGAAGCGAGUGUUCUCAAUCUCUCGAUUCCCGUGGCAGCGUCGGGAACGCGUGGACCAGAAGUUGUCACAUGGACGGACAUGAAAGCCCUACUGCGGGUUGCGAUUUACGAACCGCUACUGGCAUUCUCUGUCUUUUCCCACCACAUGAGUGAGCUUGCAAGAGGCAAUGCAGCGCCGCUGGCGGACUUUAAGCACAGCAAGCAUUUUGGAGUGUGUCCGUCCGAGGACUGCGUUCGCGCCGGACCGUGGUCGCCGGCGUGUGCACGCGCAGAAAAUAAUGGGCUGUAUGCGAGUGCGGCUAUCCUCUGCUCGGAUGCAGAAUUCCUAGCCCACCAGAAUAUCGAGGAUUUCGAGUUUACCUGGAACGGAUUGAGGGCUGACAGUGCUGUCCUGGGAGACUACUGGGCCACGAUCCACUUGUCCUGUGUUGGGUGGCAGACCAAGGCAAAACAGAAGUUUCUAGGUUCGAUUAAACCACUCCAGAUUCUGAGGAUAAUUGCUGAUAGAAUCAGGUCCUUGGGGCGGAUAUACCGCACAUCCAAUGCUAUUUGUGUCGAAUACUCUGGAUCCAGUGACACCUCUUCGCAGAAGCUGACACUAGCAGUGCACAUCACAUGUCCCAGCAAUUCCCCGGUUCCGUUGUGCUGCAGCAAGAUUCAGAAGGGGUCACAUACAACUCUUGCCGCGCCAUCACUAUGCGUCGCAAAGGGGAUUCGUAGUUACUUCCAAACUGGAAUAUUACCCGAGCUAGGAACGCUGUGUCAGGCUGACUUGAAGCCUAUGGGCAAAUCUGAUCAGGCCAGUGCAUUCAGCGACCAUCUUGAGCCCGCGGAUCGCGACCUCUUCGCUGCGCUUAUGGCGGAGGUGACCCGAGGUCAUUGGGCUGGAUUUCCUUUAUAA